Notolabrus celidotus (New Zealand spotty) is the source of this 5373-nucleotide messenger RNA. RefSeq names its product erythrocyte membrane protein band 4.1a (gene epb41a). NCBI's taxonomy places the organism in Eukaryota, Metazoa, Chordata, Actinopteri, Labriformes, Labridae. The transcript has 21 exons. The coding region runs from base 165 to 2774 and encodes 869 amino acids. Gene Ontology annotation, cellular component: cytoskeleton; plasma membrane. Gene Ontology annotation, molecular function: structural molecule activity; actin binding. The record is from RefSeq and is a predicted model, not a curated record. Gene Ontology annotation, biological process: cortical actin cytoskeleton organization.
GCUCCUUGCACCGCGCUUGCUCUGGUACCUAAACACAUUGUUAAAGCGUCCUGAUAACGCUGCUGCUUUUACUUUGUUAGUCUGGUGGUCGCUGGGAAUUAUCAGUGAGCAUUUCUAAAGGAUCUGAGUUUUCUGCUGGAUGAUCUAAAGUCAGCGCUGUUGCCAUGACUACAGACGAGGCGGAGAGUCACCAGAAGAAGCCGAGGCAGCAGGAGGAAGCCGGCCAGCAGGACGCCCGGCCGCCCUCGCCGCCGGAGGAGGGCGAGCAGCUCCGGCCCCGUAACCGCAACUCUGCCGGCCGCGGCCUCUCCCGCCUCUUCUCGUCCUUCCUGAAGAGGCGCUCGCAGUGCGACAGCGAGGGGGGAGAGAGGGAGGACAAGCAGGGGGAGGAGGAAGCCAAAGCACCCAUCGCUGACCCCGAACCUGAGCUGAGGACGGAGGGAGAGGUGGCCCCAGACCAGCACUCAGUGAGCAGCGCUGAGGCUCAGGCUGUUCAGGUAGAGAAGAAGGAAGUGGGGGAGGAGGAGGAGGAGGAGGAAGGAAAAGACAAAGACAAAGAGAAGGAAAAAGGAGAAGAAGCCAUCCUGGAGAAGGAGGACAAAGAGAAGGAGGAGGAGGAGAAGAAGGAGGAGGCUCCUGAAGGAGGCGAUAAGGAAGAGAAGGAGGAGAAGGUGGAGGAGGAGGAGGAGGAGGAGGCCAAAGCUCCACGAGCUCCACGACGACCGAAGACCAUGCAGAUCAAAGUGACGCUGCUGGACGACGCUCUGUUUGAGUGUGAGCUCGAUAAACAUGCCAAAGGCCAGGAGCUGUUCAUGAGGGUGUGUGACCACCUGAACCUGCUGGAGAAGGACUACUACGGUCUGGCUAUCUGGGAGACCCCCGUCAUGAAGACCUGGAUGGACCUGACUAAGGAGAUCCGCCGGCAGGUUCAAGGUGCCAACUAUGAUUUCACCUUCAAUGUGAAGUUUUAUCCUCCAGACCCGGCCCAGCUCUCCGAGGACAUCACAAGGUACUACCUGUGUCUCCAGCUGAGGAAGGACAUCCUGCAGGGCCGCCUCCCCUGCUCCUUCGUCACCCUGGCCCUGCUCGGCUCCUACGCCUUGCAGUCAGAAAUCGGAGAGUAUGACCCGGAGGUGCACGGCAGUGAGUACGGUAAAGAGAUGAAAAUGGCUCAGGGUCAAACCAAGGAGCUGGAGGACAAGAUGAUGGAGCUACACCAAACAUAUAGGGCCAUGAGUCCAGCCCAGGCGGACAUGAUGUUCCUGGAGAACGCCAAGAAACUCUCCAUGUACGGAGUGGACCUGCACCAGGCCAAGGAUCUGGAUGGUGUGGACAUCAUGCUGGGCGUCUGCUCCAGUGGUCUGAUGGUUUACAAAGACAAGCUGAGGAUCAACCGCUUCCCCUGGCCCAAAGUCCUCAAGGUGUCCUACAAACGCAGCAGCUUCUUCAUCAAGAUCAGACCGUCUGAGGUGGAGCAGUACGAGAGUGCGAUCGGCUUCAAACUGCCAAACUACAAGGCAGCUAAGAAGCUGUGGAAAGUGUGCGUGGAACAUCACACCUUUUUCAGGCUCACCUCCACAGAGAUGGCCACUACUCCCAGGAAGUUCCUGGCGUUGGGCUCAAAGUUUCGUUACAGCGGUCGCACUCAGGCUCAGACCAGACAGGCGAGCUCUCUGAUCGACAGACCGGCUCCUCUGUUCCAGCGAUCGUCCAGCAAGAGGAACUCCCGCAGCCUGGAUGGAGCCAUGGCCUCCACCCCUGACAACAAGUCCACUCGUCCAGUCAGUGCUCCUGUGAUGUCACCGGUGUCACCCGGGGAGGCGACCCCAUCCCCGCUGCUCCCGGCCCUGCGUCGCUUCGACCACCGCGACGGCUCCGCCCCCAGAGGACAUCGCUUUGGAGACAGGAAGUCGGCAAAGAAGGCGGAGAGUCAGCAGACCGAGCACGGCAAGAGCCAGAGUCCCAGACCAGAGAGCACUCCGGAAAUCAAGACAGUGGCGAGGAGAGAGCGAAGGCACUCACCCUCUGUGACCACGGCCAACGGGGAGAGAGAAAAAAAGAGCCAGCACUCUCCUCAGGACAAAUCAAAGAUGGAAGUGAUGCGAGUGAGGAAGAAAAGAGCAAAGAAACUUGAGGGGGAAACGAUUUAUAUCAGACAUAGCAAUUUAAUGUUGGAGGACGUGGAUAAAACCCAGACUGAGAUCAUGCGUCACCACACAAGCAUCAGUGAGCUGAAGAGGAGCUUCAUGGAAUCAGUACCCGAGCCUCGGCCCAGCGAGUGGGACAAACGUCUCUCCACCAACUCACCUUUCCGCACCGCGAGCAUCAACGGGCAGCUGCAGCCAGCGUCUCCCGUGCUAAAGACCCAGACAAUCACCAUCUCUGACGUCACCAACUCCCUGAGAGAGAGUGUCAUCUACCAGGACGUCCCCUUAGUGCACACUGAGACCAAGACCAUCACAUAUGAGUCAGCACAGGUUUCUCUCCCACAGCCGGUGGACACCCUGGCAGAGAGGGACUCAGGAGUGCUGCUGAGUGCCCAGACCAUCACUUCCGAGACCAUCAGCACCACCACCACCACCCAGAUCACCAAGACGGUGAAAGGAGGGAUCUCUGAGACUCGCAUCGAGAAGAGAAUCGUCAUCACCGGAGACACAGAGAUCGAUCAUGACAAGGCUUUGGCUCAGGCGAUUAAAGAGGCCAAGGAGCAGCACCCUGACAUGUCUGUUACCAAAGUGGUGGUGCACCAGGAGACAGAGAUCAGCCCCGAGUAAGACGAUGAUCCUUUGGAAGACCUCUCAGCUUCACCUCUCCCUCCUUUCUUGUAUCUCUAUCACACCAUUUCCUGCAGCACCCCCUCCCCAGCCAUCACACCUGACUGCACUCUACCUGAACCCACCAGACCACAUCAGAGGGAACCAGCUCAACGUUGAACUCUGACCUUUAACCCUCAGGAGAAGGAGAUGGACCCUACCAGUAUUCCCCACAAUCCCCUCUUGUUCCAGUUACUGCCAAAAGAUCAACCGCUGGACUGAAAACAGAAGAAAAAAAAAUUUUAUAGAAGAGAAAAAAGAAAAUAAAGUACAGCAUUUGUGGAUUUAUUCCUCUCCAAUUUGUCUGGAGAUUUUAAAGAAAUUUUCAAGGGCAUUUGGUCUUUUAAUCAUGAGAUUCCUGGUACUUUAUUUUUCUACAGCUUUUCUUACCAUCAGAAUUGGUGAUCGAUAACUUUUUAACAGAGUGUUUCAAACUGCAUCGACAAAGGGAUUGUGGGUGAUUUUUCGUGGCAUCAGGACUCAAGGAUCCCUCUCAAAUUCUAGCGUGAGUUUGGUGUCAUCUCUUGUACAGUAAAAUCUUUUAUUUUCCCUCUCAAUGUGAAAAAAUAUUUUUUCAAUUUAUGUAUAAAAAAAGAUUGAUUUUAUCAAACCUUUCACCUUCCUGAGAGUUCUGACUUCUGUUGUGCGAUCUGUCCAUCUUUGGUUGUUUUAGUUGUGCUUGUUGUUGUCGUAGCGCUUGUGCCACUAGAUCAGGGUUUUCUGAGGACCAGGGAGACAACAGUUUACUGAAACCAUCUUUGCUUUAUUUAUUAUUCCUCGUUCGUCUUCUUUUUGUGUGUUUUAGAUCAGCAAAGUUUUCUGUAACAUCAGGAUUUUGUACUGAGGGCACUAAGCAUGAUGUCUACAGUAUUCUACAUAUGUUUCACAUUCUGACUUUUCUGCACAAUGGGCAGUGUGUACCCGUGCAGAGAGAGGGCGCGAGGUGAUCUUUACCUCAUUGACCUGCACAAGCCUCAUUAGAGCCUUUACAUUCAUGCCUCUGAUUUGAUUAUAUCUAACAAGAAAAAACUCCAAUUAUUACUUCACAUGAAGGUUAUCUGGUUAAUGUGGUUAAUUACUCUCAUUCAUUACACCAGUUAUCAACACGCAGAGCGGGAGUGAACUUUAGGCUUCUGCAAGCUUGAAGGCUAAUUAUGGCAUCACUUGGCAGUUAUGUUUGCUUUUUAUGUCCACCAUUUGAAUCAGUCCUGAGUCCAUGUGAGUAGAGUCAAUGUGUAUAUGUGCUUUAAAGAAGUCUUGACUCACGAGUAGUGAGCAAGCGUGUAAAGAAUCCAACAGUUUUUCCAGAUGAAUCUUAAAAUCGUGGUUCAGGACACUGUAGCUUCACAUUACGGUGGCUGACACGGUCUGAACCACCAUCAUUAGGAGAAACAUGCUUCAUGCUUAAAACCAAUGCACAUUCAUAAACACAUGCUAAAGUAAAAAACAAAUGCAACAGUGGAAAUGUCCCGCAAAUGAUAAAAGUGCUGCAAAAAGCCAAAAAUACUGCUCAGACAACAAACUCUGUGACUGCUCCAUCUCAGGAAUCAUUGUCAAGUUGUUUGAACAGUUCGCCCUGCAGAGAGAGCAGCAGCUGGAAGUGGCAGCUGUCAAACCAGCCACCCGCUUGCCCACAUGCUUGUGGCUGCAAGUACAUAAGAAUCCAGGUCUGGAGGGGUGCACUGAAUGAAACGGGUUCUCAAGAACAUGAAGUUUUCACCCAAACCAGACUCUUCUUAAACUUGAAGAUUUAUUAUUCAGAUAAGAAAGUGGAAUAGUAUAACAUGAGUCACAUAAGAUUACGUAGCUGCGGCUAAAUGAACAUGCUUUAUUCAGAGCCUGACAGCUGAGCAGUCUGCCAUAGUAGCCCUAGCUGCACGGCUAACAUAGAGUUGGAGCUACUUAAGCUGCACCAGAAACAGUUAAUUUCGUGUAGCAAUCUGUACAUCAGAAUUUUUUUAAUUGAAGUCGGAAGUUUUUUGUACCCUGAUGACUGGUGCUGAUGAUGUUUUGUGUCUCUUGUUAAGUGGUCUGAUAUAAGUUCACUAGAUCGUCUUCGUAUCAACAAAGGCGAAACAUAACCUUGAAUAUAAACAUAUGAAUCCAAAGUGUUGUACGAUUUUAAUUGAUUAAUAACGAAACAAAGUGAAGCACAAUGUUUGUGAUUCUGGAAGCCAUUAACAGAUUGUUUACAACACAUGUACACCUUUAUUAUCUUCAAACUAUGAACUUGUCCUGCUUAGUUUAAAGACAGGAAAUACGAACGUCACAGAGGCCAAGUUUUCCUCCUGCUCUACACACUGCCCAUUAUCUCAAGACUCUUAUUUAGUACAGUUCAUGUAGUUCAUAUUUGUCUAUUUUUGAACAUGAUGCUUUUUUAGAACAUAUAUUCUGUACAGUCCUUUCCAACACAUCGUAGUUCUUCACUGUGCUGUCGUCCCUCUUCUCGUUGGAAUCAAGCAAACUUUUUUCUUUCAUGUGAACCCUCACAAUUUUCCACCACAGGAAGACAUGUAAUAAAGAACACCAUACACAGAAUAAAACACGAAUGUAGACAUUG